CUCGUAUUUUGAAGGUCUGUUCAAAACAGUAAUCAGUGAUUACUAAUCACUUUACACUUAAUUAGAGUUAAGAGUAAUUAGUAUUGCAUUUGAUUUCAAACGUUUCAUCGAUUGGUAAAUGAAGUGUUGUUUUGAUGUAAUAUUGCUAUGAAUUGCUUGUUAUGGAAACAAAAGACUCUUCAAACCAGAAAUUGUCGCACUCGGAGAGAGUGAUCACAUCACUGAUGGCGGGCGCGACGGCGGGAGCGUUGGCCAAGACUGUGAUCGCGCCGUUGGACAGGACCAAGAUCAAUUUCCAGACUCAGAAAGCGUCCUUCAACUUCACACAAGCCUUCAAUUUUCUGGUCAACACUUACAAGAAGUCGGGUCUCAGGAGUCUCUGGAGAGGCAACUCUGCGACUAUGGUUCGGGUGAUGCCAUACGCGGCCAUUCAGUACUCCAGUCACGAACAGUUCAAACACCUCUUGAGAGUGGAAACCAAUGCACAGAAGUUUGUAUCUAAUUAUCUCAUUAUCUCUAAGCCAUCACUCAAUACGGUUGUGUCCAUUGCGUACAGACGUGAACAUCCGGCCCGCAGUUUCAUAGCCGGCUCUUUGGCUGGUGUGGUGUCGACGACAGCCACCUAUCCAUUAGACUUAGCCCGCGCUCGGAUGGCUGUCACCCAUAAAGAGCAAUACAGAGAUCUGUCGGCCGUCUUCAUGAAGAUUAUAAGGGAAGAGAAGUUCUGGCGUUUGUACAGAGGAUUUGUUCCCACAAUUAUUGGUGUCAUUCCUUAUUCUGGUUUUGGUUUCUUUACUUACGAAACGCUCAAAAGGAUUCACUCGGAAAUCUACGUAAACAGUGAACCAAACCCUUUGGAAAGGCUAGCAUUUGGCGCGACCGCCGGACUCUUCGGUCAGACGGCUUCGUAUCCCUUAGAUAUAGUGAGACGACGAAUGCAAACACAUUCAGAGUAUAAGACAAUUAUGGGAACAAUGAAGAAGGUUGUGGCCGAAGAGGGACUAAUCCACGGCAUGUACAAAGGUCUGAGCCUUAAUUGGGUUAAGGGUCCCAUCGCUGUUGGCAUUACCAUGGAUGUGAUCCGACAGAUGAGUUGCGAAGAGCAAGAAAUCCAACAAUUCUUCACUGAACUCAAAGAACCCCAUAAUUUGGAUGUCAUUCGCGAAGACGUUAAACAAUUCUGUAAUCAUAACAGCAAUGAAAAGAUUGUAUUGAUUACGUCUGGAGGAACAACUGUUCCCUUCGAACAAAACACCGUUCGCUUUGUCGACAACUUCUCCGCUGGAACUCGUGGUUCCGCUUCUGCUGACAAAGACCGAUUGCUAAGCAUUACUUUCACCACUUUAGACGAGUAUUUGUUUCUUUUGAGAGAAAUAGCGUUAAUCUUGGAGAAGAAGGGCGUGAAUGGCAUGUUAUACUUGGCCGCCGCUGUUUCCGACUUCUAUAUUCCAACCGCUAAUAAAUUAGAAACGGAUGAAACUAUUUUACUUGAAAAGGCCCGCAAAGCACUUAACAGAUUUGGCCACAAGUUAGUGAUCGCCAAUGAAUUGAAUUCCAGGAAAAAUAAAGUAACCCUCGUUUCGGACAACGAUCACCAAUUGAUCACUGUUUCCAAUGAAGACAACAUUGAAAUCGAAAAAUUGAUUGUCGAAGAAGACAACUCUACCCCGAUAUCGGGUAUCGGCCGACAACACGUCCCGACUGUCGUACACCGCCGUAACAAUACUCCCGUCGGCGCCAACACUAAACAUCACCUCUGA
Messenger RNA from Medioppia subpectinata, 1760 nucleotides. The record is from the annotation of a GenBank genome assembly. Lineage: Eukaryota; Metazoa; Arthropoda; Arachnida; Sarcoptiformes; Oppiidae.